This is a messenger RNA of Daucus carota subsp. sativus, 1753 nucleotides long. Its product is annotated as STOREKEEPER protein. The record is from RefSeq and is a predicted model, not a curated record. Gene Ontology annotation, biological process: regulation of DNA-templated transcription. Bases 136 to 906 code for a protein of 256 amino acids. The transcript is spliced from 2 exons. NCBI's taxonomy places the organism in Eukaryota, Viridiplantae, Streptophyta, Magnoliopsida, Apiales, Apiaceae. Gene Ontology annotation, cellular component: nucleus.
UGUUGAUGAGUUUUGCCGUUUCAUUUUCCCAGCAAAUUACGCAUCCCCAUCCCCAUUCCUUUAAAAACAACACAGUUGUCUAUACUCAUCAUUCAAACUUAGCAAUAAGCAUCCCUCUGUUAUUUGAAAACCCUAAUGGCAAAACCCCAAAAUCUCCCCUCUCCAGAAUCUGAAAGCACUGAUGAUUCUGAAUCUGAAUCACAGCAACCCACCAAAAACCCUUGUGAUAAUGUUUUAUCUGCAUGUAAGAAACCCAUUAAGCCCAAUGCCAAGCGUCCAGCUGAUAAGGCUUCCACGAGCAAGGGGGAGCUUUUCUCAAGGGUGUUUACUGAAGAGGAUGAGAUUGCGUUGGUGGAAGGUAUGAUCGAGUUCAAGAAAACAAAUUCUAAUCCGAGUUCGAAGAUGGUUGCGUUUCAGAGUUUUGUUAAGGAUUCCUUGUCUUGUGAUGUUAAUGUGAAGCAGAUUGUGGGUAAGAUUAGUAAGUUGAAGCAGAAGUUUGUGUGUAAUGUGGGGAAACUACAGAAUGGUGAGGACCCCAUGAGUUGGAAGCCUCAUGAUUAUAAGCUGUUUGAGCUUUCGAGAGAGAUUUGGGGAAGUGAGGUUCUGGGUGGUAUGGAAAAAGAUAAGAAUGAUGAUCAUGGGGGUAGUAAGACGGAGGCGGAGGGGGAGCUUUGGUGGUCAUUGUAUCCUUGUUUGUGUGCUUCGCUUGAAGCUGAAGCGAAUAAGAAGUUUAGAGGGACGAUAUCGGCGAAAGAGUAUGUGAACAAGGUGGUUAGAGGACUCGAGACGAAGAGGGCUGUUGAAUUGGAGGGUGAAUGGAAGAAUUUUGUGGUAAUGCAGCAGCAGGUGUAUGCGGAGAGGACAAAAAUGAUUAGGAAACAGGCUGAAGCUGUGAUGAAUUCCUGAAGUCGUAGUGGAGCAAGGGGCAGGCUUGGAUCUUUUUCUGAAGUAGGUUAUUUAAAACCAAAAGAUGAUUUGAAAACUUGUGCAGACGCUUCAUGUCAGAGAUGGCAUCUCUAUAUGUGCUAUCAACAGAUUUAUCUCCACAGGGCAUAACUUCUAAGUAAAUGAAAUGAACUAAGCUUUUCUGUGUCAUUCUAAGUGAUGUCUAGAAGCAUCAACCUUCACGCAUCUUCUAUGGUUUCGGUCAUCUGUCAUGAGACGUAUUGGCGAGUGGCCUGAUAAGAUUAUAAUUGUCUAGGAAAAUUCCUCAUUUUAACUUAAAAGAAAGCUGUGACUUGGACCAAAGCACUUUGCAGAUACGACAUCUUUAUGGUAGAUUUCGAGAUAGACUUGUCUUGAUUAUACUUUAAGAAUUAUUAUCUGUUAGCUAUACUAAAUUGUGGUUAUUAUUUUGUUUGUACUACAAGGUAAUAUCCUUGAUAAGUUGGCAGACAAUGUUUUAAAGUGGUAUUGUUACUUGUCUAAUAUGGCUAUAUGCUUUUGUGGCUAUGCUUGUGUCUCUUUUUGGAAUCCUUUGUAGAUGGACCCAAAUGCAAUUAAUCUGGAUAAGUAUGUAAGGUGUGAUUUGAGCUGUGCUGAGAGAAAACAUGUAUGACAGAUGAACUUUAGAUGGUGUAAUUUAUUUAGUUGAAGAAAUGUUUAUAUUUGAUAGAAGUAACAUAUGGAAAGCACUACAUCAGAUACACUAUUUUCUAGAUCACGUAUUCUCUUGUCGCUAACCAAAAUGUAGCAUAUUCCAAAGUUAUAAUUUUGAAAGCAAUGUAUGACUGUAUGAGCACAGAUUGGAUCA